Messenger RNA from Bursaphelenchus okinawaensis, 3418 nucleotides. The record is from the annotation of a GenBank genome assembly. NCBI's taxonomy places the organism in Eukaryota, Metazoa, Nematoda, Chromadorea, Rhabditida, Aphelenchoididae.
AUGACAACGAUAGUUGGAGUACUUCGACCAGAACGAGUGGAUUGGCGUACCCUCUUCUGUACAAACCGAUGGUCAAAUUAUAUUUUUUGGUUCCUUGUCAUCUUAUUUACUCUGUUAACACUGCGAGACUUGAAUGAAGCUGUGAAUGAUUACUUGGAAAAUGAAACACAGACUAAUAUGAUGAUGGUGUUCAAUGAGAGUAUGACGUUUCCAAAUGUAACGUUUUGUAUGGGUAAGGAACAGGCAAUGUUGCCGAUUCAACAGCUUAUGCAAGAGCAUGCUAAGGAGGAUUGGGAUACGGAAAUGAAUGUGAGUUUAUGAUUUUUUUAAAGAUAUAUUAUCAUCUUAAAUUAAAAAUAGUUUUUAAUCAAAUCAGUACACGUUUGAUAAAAAUAGUACUGUUUUAAAAAACUAUUCUAUUUUAACAAAGUAGUACUAAUUUAGAAAAGAUAGUAUUAUGUUUAACGAAACUAGCAUUCGUUUGAAAAAAGCGGUAUCAUUUUUAUAAAACAAGUUUUAUUUUGAAAAAAGUUGUACUAUUUUGAUAAAACUAGUACUACGAUGAUUCUGUGAGCAAAUUAGUACUAACUUGAGAACUUCAGAAAGCCCUAAACAAACUAAAUUCGACUGAAGACUUUCUCAGAAAAACCUGGGAUUUUCGCCUGAUUCGAGAAGCAGUUGAAGUCAUUGGGACCUUAUACACCUUCGAAAGGGAGCUUAUGCUUGAACGUAUUCCUUUGAACUUACUUAUGUUAGGAAAAAGCUCACGUACUAUUGUUAAACGGCAAAUGGUGCAGGUAAGUUUUGAAUGUUAUUUUUAACUUUGAUUUAUUUCUUUUUUUUGAUUUUUUUAAAAAAUAAUUUUUUUAAAAAUUUUUUAUAGUUUUAUAAAAUGUUAAAUAAAAUUAUUUAUGUAUCUUUUAAAAUUUUAUGCGUUAUUAGCUAAAAUGCUUUUUUCAGCAAUGGUUAAGUGUACUGGACGACCGAAAUGUGACUUUCAAUCAAUUCUUCCAGAAAACUGGCUAUGAACUUAUCAAAUUGUAAGUGCUAUUGGAAGUGAUUUAGCUUUCUCAGCUUACUUUAUGUUUAAAUAUAGCUUUAGCAUUAACCUGAGCGUGAUUCUGAGCCUAAGCAUGAGCAUGAUGAUAAGCAUGAACAUGAUGAUGAGCAUAAGCCUUAGCUUUAAUUUUAGCUUGAGUCUGAAACUGAGCCUGAGCUACUUACAGCUUUAACCUUAGCUUUAAAGUCAGCUGGAGCCGUAGCCUUAACCUUAGUCUAAGCCUGAGUCUUAACCUUAGCUUGAACCUUAGCCUUACCUUCACGACUAGUAAUACUUUGAAAAAAAUGUUACACUAUGAGCUAAAAGAGCACCAUUUUAAAACUUUUUAUCUUUUAGGUCUCUACAACGAAUGAAGCGUUUUUCGCCGUUUGACGAGCGUGAUCUGACCAUGUACCCAUUAAUAAAGUGGAUAUCAUCUAGCUUGUUCUGCUUCCAACCGGCCGCUCAGGAAGAAUUCUUUGCACCAAUCGACCACCAAGUGGGUUUUUAUAAUUUUUUUUUUAAUUUUAGGUAUAUUAUUGAUUAAAAAUUCUUCAAAUCUUAUUUUCCUUUAUCUUAAGCCCAAUUUAGACAUUUUAAAGUUUCUUAUCAUCACAUUGAAUAAAUUCCAGGGCAAAUUCCUAAACAUUCAAAUCCGCUCCCCCAUAGCCUACGCGCAGCACGAUAUUGACUGUAUCACGGUGGAUUUUGAAGGCCGUUCCUCUGAUUACGAACGUUUUGCGGUAGGAAAAGGCCGUUCUCGAGAUGGAGUUUUUGAAGAAAUGUGUUUUGGCACUGAUUCACAUUUAAACAUUGAAAUUGUGGGCAUUUAUUCGCAAUUGGCCAAUGAUAAUGAAGGCAAAAAAUGUACAGAAUAUGAAGGCGGAACUGACACUGAGUACGGUUGUUUGCUGAAGUGUAGAUUGAACUUCAUUAGGGUAAGAAAAGUUUUAAGUUUGAUGCAUAAAGAGUCCUAUUCCUAGCCCAAGAGUCCUAGCCCUAGCCCUACUUUUAAUGGCUAAAAUUAUAUUAAAAAAUUUAUUUUUAGCACGUUUGUGGAUGCACAGCAACAACCUUACAAGACUACGUCGGAGACGAAUCGGAAUUGACUGAGUUUCCACUAUGCAACUCUUACGAGAACUGUACCUUGGAGUAAGUGUACAAGUAGACAAUACCAUAUAAGUACAAAGUUUUAUGUUUUGUUUGUGUCACAAGAUUCAUAUCUAGCUGUACAAGCAAACAAAAAGCCUAAAAUUUAUGCUUUUUAGACCAACUCUUAAAUCUUAUUUUUCAGACCAACCCAACUCCCAGUAAACGAAACAGAAGACGAUUGUAAGAAAGAAUGUUAUCGUUCAUGCACCACGGUUCAGUGGAACAUACAGAAAGACUUGCGUUCGAAUGCAGCCCAGCUAACUGCAAUGUACGACAACGAAGAUAAAAUUGAAAAAUCAGGAACUGAUCCAAACGUCACUUCGAUCAACUUCUACUGGAAGAACUUUGAGUACAUUCAAACAGAGCAGGACUUUGAAUACACUUGGUCAAGUUUUAUGGGUAAUGUUGGAGGUAUUCUGGGCUGUUGGCUUGGCCUUUCGGUUCUUGGAAUUAUGCAGGUGAGAUGUGCUUUAUUUUGAUUUUGGGUUGUUAGGGUAGAUUAAUGUUACAAUAGUGACAAAGAAGAUCUUAUGUGUAUGUAUGAGGUAGGGCUUGACAGCGUAGCAUACGGUAGUAGGGCCGGGCCUAGGCACAGUAGGUCUUUUGGUAAAAGAGGGUAUAAGAUGUAAUAGGGCUCAGAGCAAGAUAAUAAAAUAUGCUAAAGCUUAAGAUACAGUAGGGCUUAAAAUCUGGUAAAGCUGGCCUUAAGAUAGGGUAGAUUUUAGUGUACGGUAAUUUCUAGGUACGCUAGCAGCUGGUGUACAGUAAGGUCUAUGUUACGAAAGGUCUUGGAGAACGGUAAGGACUAAAGUACGGUAGAGCUCAGGUUAAAGGGCCCUAUUACUUUAGGGCUUAGUAUAUGGUAGGGCUUAAAAUACGCUAGCACCUAGUAAGGCCUAGGGUAGGGUGGAACCUAGAGUACGGUAAAGUUUAAGGUACGGAACUUUAGAAAAAAAAGUAAAAGUCCUCCUAAUCGAAGCUUCCUUUUAGGGCUCUUUCUUCAUCUACGACAAAUGUGCUGAACGCCGUGCCAAGAACGAAGAGAGCGCCGAGACAACGUCGAUGGACCGUACAGUGUCAUCAAACCCCUUGGGCUCAUCAUCAUUGCACUUUAAUCCAUUUGGAGACUUUGUGGAUGCUACUGUAACUAGUGUUAGGAAAAAGAGUAGGGAAAUGCAGGAAAAGUCGAAUAAUGUCGAGAUGAAUCCAAAUCCUCAUGCUGGAUAG